CGACAAGCGCUGUUGUCUGCUUACACGAUAACAAUACACGAGUCCGCGGGAUGAUGUCAUGUCCUCAAGGGUCCAGCAUGGGUAUCAACGGAUGUGAACAUGUGCUGACUUAUGUCCGUUGUUUAAUCACUUGUCCACGGUUAUUCCGAGAACGAGGGCGGUAAUGAGAAAGAAGGUGUGACAUCGCUGCUUCUACAGAUGAUUACAUAAACAACAUUAACAUGGACACUAGCUUUUCCACGCCACAUGACGGCGUGAUAGUCAUCCCUUAUGACCUUGACCUUUCCUUUGAAGGUCACAACGAGAGUCCGCGUUUGACAUAUAGGACACACUCCGGAACUGCCUCUGUCGGAACAUAUGAUGAUGACGGUCAAAGUUCAGUGACGUCAUUCCAAUUUCCACCCAAUCACAAUGCAGAUACAGAAUACAGUCGCCAGUCAUGUCCAAGCUCCAACCUACAUUUUCACCCGGUGCGGUUAAAAAGAAAGUCAGUGUUUGUUACGUAUUUCCUGGCAUUAUUUUUGGGAAUAGUUGGUGCUCAUCAUUUUUACCUCGGUCGUCCUAAAUUUGGGACACUGUACAUAUUCACAGCGGGACUGCUUGGUCUAGGGUAUGUGGUGGAUCUGAUACGUGUACCGUGGUUGGUUGACAAUGCCAACCUUGAGCUUCUUCAUCCUGAACUGCGAGGAAGGAAGUAUCUGAUGGACGCUUAUCUACUCUGGUUACCUCCCUUUGGACUUUUAGGCUUCCAUCACAUCUACCUGGGCAAUAUCUACACUGCUAUCGUCUACAUGAUAUCACUUGGCGCACUAGUUCUCGGCUGGCUGUUAGAUAUAUGCUUCGUCCCGCUCAUCUGGAUGAAGAUAGCAAACUCGGAUUAUCAAGAGGUUAUUUCAACUGUAAACACCCACAGUUAUCCAACAGACAAUACGGACAUGGUCACACAACCAGAUGGACUGUCAUCACGUGAUUGUGUGGUUGUGAUGUCACCUGAUGCCAUGGCAACGAGUGAUGGAGGUGGAGUGCCCCCUGCUACGCUGAUGCUGUCUCCGCCGCCGUAUACAGAAGUGGAUGAACUCGGUGGGGAUGCCCGCAGCCCACCUUCCUAUGACGAGGUACUAGCGAUGUGCGCGCGGGAGAGUACCACGUGACAACAUUCAUGCCAGCCAUGCCUGGAUUAAGGUGUUCGCAAGUUGAUGUCAAGACAGUUUAAGGGACAUAUGUUGUGAUACUUCUGGUCAUCAAUUGAGUUUACAAUUAAAGUGUUUUCAAUAUA
Molecule: messenger RNA, 1276 nt
Organism: Haliotis rufescens (red abalone)
Lineage: Eukaryota; Metazoa; Mollusca; Gastropoda; Lepetellida; Haliotidae
Product: TM2 domain-containing protein DDB_G0277895-like
Exons: 5
Coding region: 222-1151 (309 amino acids)
Source: RefSeq, a predicted model, not a curated record